Pyricularia pennisetigena is the source of this 762-nucleotide messenger RNA. RefSeq lists its product as uncharacterized. Gene Ontology annotation, molecular function: structural constituent of ribosome. Gene Ontology annotation, biological process: mitochondrial translational initiation; translation. The record is from RefSeq and is a predicted model, not a curated record. The transcript has a single exon. NCBI's taxonomy places the organism in Eukaryota, Fungi, Ascomycota, Sordariomycetes, Magnaporthales, Pyriculariaceae. Gene Ontology annotation, cellular component: ribosome; mitochondrial small ribosomal subunit. The coding region runs from base 1 to 762 and encodes 253 amino acids.
AUGGAGGCACGACACGCCGUCCAAAGCGCCCUGCGCACAGCGACGUCCUCGACGCGAGUGACAGCGGCUCUCCUCGCCAUGAGGAGGACCACGCCGGCGGCAUCGUCAAUCGUUCGCCAGCAAUCCUCUACCGCCGCAACGUCCAACUCGGCAGCACCCACCAACAAAUCCACCUCGCAAACGACGGCGCGGGCGGCAUCCCAGACGUGGCCCGUCCCCGGUCCUGAAAAGUCGUCUACCCGCUUCGAUGCCCGCAGCCCGAUGAACUGGAUCCGGCCGGGAUCCUCCAUCGGCGGCCGCAGCGGCAACGCCAAUUCCGACACCAAAUCUACACUGAACCGGCUCGGCUUCCAAAAUUUCAAGCAUGCCACCUCUCGCUCGUCCCCCGUCGGAGACGCCUUUGCGAACGAGGCCAAAAGCGCCAUGGCCAACCUCCCAGCGCCCCAGAACUUCGACUUGAACAGCUUCCUAAAGCAUCAUCGCAUGCGUGCCGCGGCACGGGAAUGGAACAAGCGCCUCCGACCCGUCCUGGGCAGGACGGUUCCCACCACCAACAACGUCGACGCCGCCAAGGCGUUCCAGCUGCUGCAGCUUCUGGUGAGGAGGAACAACGUUGCCGGCGAUUUCCAUCGCCAGCGUUUCCACGAGAGAGGUGGUCUGAAGAGGAAGAGACUCAAGAGCCAGCGGUGGAGGGCCAGGUUCAAGACGAGCUUUGUCGCUACUGUUAAGCGGGUUCAGCAAUUGGUCAAGCAGGGUUGGUAG